AUGGCUCCUACCAUGUCAACAGAAGGAAAUAAUAUAAUUGGAAAAUUCUCCCAUUUGUUACUUUUUGCUGGAAUUAUAACUGCCUGUUACAUCACAUACAAAGUGAUAUAUAAUCUUUACUUCCAUCCACUUGCAAAAUUUCCUGGCCCAAGGCUAGCUGCAAUAACAGAUGGCUGGAUAUGUUGGCACAAUACUUCCGGAAAUUACCACAAGACUAUGAUCAGCUUGCAUCAAAAAUAUGGUCCAGUUGUCAGAUUUGCACCAAAUGAUUUAGACUUCGCAUCUCCUCAAGCAAAUCAAGACAUUCACGGCCAUGUCAAGCAAGGCAAAGCCCUAUUUCUCAAAGGGCAAGCUUACAAUACUGGUUCGGAAACCAACGUCGGCAUUGUUUCAGCAAGAGAUCCGGCUGUUCAUCGAGAAAUCCGAAAAUCUCUUGCUCAUGCGUUUAGUGCUAAAGCGCUUCGGCUACAAGAGGAAGUGGUGAUACAGUAUAUGGACUUGUUCGUUUCUCAGAUACAUCAACGUAAGGACGACGAGAAGGGGUUGAACUUGUCAAAAUGGUAUAAUUGGUUAACUUUUGACAUCAUUGGUGAUCUUGCCUUUGGGGAAUCAUUCGAUGCAGUCAAAUCUGGAGAAGGCCAUCCGUGGAUCAGUCUCAUUCUCAGCACCGUCCAUCUGAUGGCUAUCAUGGAAAUCUUUCGACGCUUCCCAUUUUUCAUGAACUCAUUUUUCAAAAAGAUUGCAACAUUUCUCAUGCCUAAAGGCUUGAAAGAAAAGAGCAAGGUACAUUUCCAAAAUUCAAUGCAAAAAGCAACUCAACGUAUGGAACGAGGAAACAAUGACCGAGACGAUUUCUUCUCUCAUCUACUACGCGAAAAAGAAAAUGGACCAAAGAUUACUCGCGAAUUUAUUCUAGCGCAAUCUAAUACGCUUAUUGUAGCCGGCUCGGAGACCACCGCCACUUUUCUUAUAGGAGUAACAUACUAUCUUCUUAACAGCCCCGAAACACUGCGACGUCUUAAAGAAGAGAUCCGCAAUGCAUUCACAUCUUCAAAUGAUAUUACAAGCGAUUCCACAGCAGCCCUUCCAUAUCUCGCAGCCGUAAUCGAAGAAGGUCUUCGCAUCUAUCCACCCGUACCAAUGGGUCUCCCACGCGAGUGUCCGGGCGCCAUGAUCGAUGGUCACUAUGUUCCCAAAGGCGCCGUCGUCUGCGUCUCCGGUUACGUUGCUACCCACAACGAAGAAUAUUUCGCCGAUGCCAAUGAAUUUCAUCCCGAGAGAUAUCUACCUUCUUCCCACCCAUUUUAUGAUCUUCGAUAUCAAAAUGAUAACAAAGAUGCGAGUAAACCCUUUUCUAUGGGUUCCAGAGCAUGUUUGGGAGUUAAUCUGGCGUAUAUGGAAAUGCGGGUGGUUUUGGCGAGAUUGGCUUGGGAAUUUGACUGGGAAUUGAAAAAUAAGGAGUUAGAUUGGGAGAGGGAUUCAAAAUUGGUGGUGCUUUGGAAAAAACCAGAGCUCAGGGUUGGAAUGACUCCAAACGAGCAAAUAGCUUCCUCGGAUCCCUCCCACGAUGUAGAGAAAGGUCCCUCAAGCGGUCUCCCAUCCCCUCAUGACCCUCUCGCUCUUUCGCCCUCGAUAUCCCCCACGCGCGAUAUUACAGAUUCUGCGAUCUCUCGCCCCCAAAACCGUUUCUUUACUUUCACUGCACGAAUUGAAAAUCUUCUUGGUCUGGAAGCGCGGGGUAUUCAUCGUGUACUCCCCGCUGAGCAAACUACCAAAUCUACUCUAUCGUUCCUACAAAUUGUCGUGCUAUGGUUUUCGAUCAACACUGCGCCGCAAAAUAUUACCUUAGCGAGCAUUGGGGCUAGUGUUUAUGGGCUGGGCUUUUUGGAUGCGACGCUUUGUAGUGUUUUCGGGGCAGUGGUGGGAAUUUUACCGGUGGCAUAUACGGCAGGUUGGGGGCCUUGGAGUGGAAAUAGAACAUUGAUAUGCGCUCGAUUCACAAUGGGAUGGUGGCCAGUAAAGAUCUGUGUGAUAUUGAAUGUGGUAAUCUUAUUAGGAUAUUCUAUGAUUGAUGCCGUAGUAGCUGGUCAGAUGUUGUCUGCUGUAUCACCAAAUGGUAGCCUUUCAGUGGAAGUCGGAAUAGUCGUUUCAGCUAUCUUGACUUUCUCGGUCACAACAUUCGGCAUCAAGAUAUUUCAUCACUACGAGAGAUUUGCCUGGAUUCCUCAAACAUUCGUUCUCCUGAUUUUAGCAGGAACUGCAGGACCGAAAUUUGACCUCCAUAGUAAACCUACAGUUGAAGGCGCAACGCUUGCCGGGAACCGACUUUCAUUCUUCUCCAUUUGUCUUAGCGCCGCAGUCACAUAUGCCCCUAUAGCAGCUGAUUUCUUCGUCUACUGCGAUCCAAAGAUUGCUUCUCGGUGGAAAGUUUUCGCAGCAACACUACUCGGUCUCUCUCUCUCCUUCACACUCACUUUUGUCAUAGGAGCCGGUCUCGCAUCUGGUAUCGCCAAUAACCCUUCUUGGGAAGCGGCAGGUGCAGGUACAGGUGCUCUUAUAGUAGCUGGUUUUGAAAGUCUAGGUGGAUUUGGCAAAUUUUGCUCUGUGGUUGCUGCGUUGGGCUUAAUCGCCAAUAUGGUACCGCCUACCUAUUCUUGUGGUAUUGAUUUUCAAAUUCUAGGCCGUUAUCCAGCCAUGGUUCCGAGAUUCUUGUGGAAUACAUUUGGAGUGGUAGUAUUUACCGUCUGCGCACUUGCAGGACGUAAUGAUCUCUCUGAGAUUUUUACCAAUUUUCUAUCCUUGAUGGGAUAUUGGGUUGUACUCUGGAUUGUCAUUACAUUGGAAGAAGAAUUCAUAUUCAGACGUCGUAAGAAUCCUACGUUUCUAUGGAGUGACUGGCAUAAACAAGAGAAAAUGCCGCUGGGAAUUGCGGCAUUGGUGGCGUUUUGUAUAGGAUGGGUAGGAGCCAUUUUGUGUAUGAGUCAAUAUUACUUUAUCGGACCGCUUGCGAAAAUGGUAGGGAGUGAGGGGGGUGAUAUGGGUAACUACGUUGGGUUCGCUUGGGCCGGAUUGGUGUACCCCGUGCUGAGAUGGUGGGAGCUGAGGAAGUUUGGUAGAUAG
This is a messenger RNA of Botrytis fragariae, 3120 nucleotides long. Its product is annotated as putative nucleoside protein. Gene Ontology annotation, biological process: transmembrane transport. The transcript is spliced from 7 exons. Gene Ontology annotation, cellular component: plasma membrane; fungal-type vacuole membrane. Gene Ontology annotation, molecular function: oxidoreductase activity, acting on paired donors, with incorporation or reduction of molecular oxygen; heme binding; monooxygenase activity. The record is from RefSeq and is a predicted model, not a curated record. Bases 1 to 3120 code for a protein of 1039 amino acids. NCBI's taxonomy places the organism in Eukaryota, Fungi, Ascomycota, Leotiomycetes, Helotiales, Sclerotiniaceae.